UCAAGACUUAAAACGGCAAUAACACAGUUUUAUAAUGGGCCGACACUCCAAUUCAGUCGCAUCCGUGGGAUAACCUUCUUCAGGCGUAUAUCCGACGGUUGAUGUUGUUCCAAGGGCUUCGUAAAAGAGUCACCCGUGGGCUUAAGGUAAAGAGGCUAGAGAGCGGAGUCUCGGACUCGGUACUCCCUCUCCCUCUCUCUCGAACACUCUCGAAGCUCGUCACCGAAGUAUUCUUCUUCAGCGAAUUCUUCCUUCUGGUGUUUCGAAUUCGUCACCAUAUCUUGAUACGGAGCUCGGUUUGGCGGAGGAUUUCGGAAAUCGGAUUUCAUGAAGAGCCAACGCCAGCGAUUUUGCAAUUAAAAAUAUUAUGAGGUUAACGGGAACAUGCAGAGUAAUUGAUCAAACUGUAAGGUGGCAUUCGUUGCUGUGGGGUACAGUGGAUAGUGACGGAUACCAUGGUGGGGAAGAACGAUAGGUACCCUGGCGGGUAUUAUGGUAAUACCAUUAAUACUGCAGGCGAAUCAGAGGGUUCUGGUAUCUCAGGGCGAAUUGACAUAGAAAUAACUGCAUCUGAGGAUUCAAAUGUCCCAAAAAGGAAAUGCAUUAGUUUAAACUCUAAAAAUUGCGAUGCAUUUGGCGUCCCUAUGCAAGUUCUUCCCUUGUCAAACAUGUUGCGAUCUGAAAGAAAGGAGUUAAUACAUAGGUUGAAAUUGGAACUUCAAGAGAUUCGGGUACUGCAGACGAAAGUUGAAUUGCAAAGAACUAAUGCUGUAACUCUGUCAUCUUCUAGUGAUAUUCUCAGCUGCAGUAAUGCACAAACUGUGGCACGAGUAGAAAAUGUCAGAAAAUCGUCAGCAUUCACUUCUGUACCAAGUAAGAAAUUGAAUAAUCCAUGUCAUGGACUGGGAAAGAAAUUGAAUCCUACAGGUCCUAAGCAAAAGGGAUGGAAUCGCAGUAUGUCUGGCAGGUUUGAGUCCACACCAAGCACUGCAAAUGUAAUUUUGAUGAAACAGUGUGAGGCUCUGUUGAAGCGAUUAAUGUCUCAUCAGUAUGCUUGGGUUUUCAACACACCUGUUGAUGUAGAGAAGUUGAAUAUUCCGGAUUAUCACACUGUUAUUAAGCAUCCUAUGGAUUUGGGGACGAUAAAGACCAAGUUAGCUUCAGGAGCUUACUCCAGCCUUUGGGAUUUUCAUGCUGAUGUAAAGCUUACUUUCAACAAUGCGAUGACCUAUAAUCCACCUGGAAAUAAUGUCUACUUAAUGGCAGAUACUCUUGCUAAAUAUUUUGAUUUGAGAUGGAAAGCUAUUGAGAAGAAACUACCCAAGACUGAUGCCCAACUGUUACCGGCAAAAUCUGGCCCUCGUGAAGAUGUGGUAAUUGCGAAAAAAGUGACGCCUCCCUCAAAAAAGAGGAAAAUCACGUCCCUGCCCCAUGAAGUCAUGCCAAAGCCUGUGAAGCGUAUAAUGACGGAUGAGGAGAAGCACAGUUUAGGCAGAGAAUUGGAGUCUUUGCUUGGAGAAAUUCCUGUUCGUAUCAUUGAUUUCCUGAGGGAGCAUAGUUCUAAUGGAAGGAAAUGUGGAGAGGACGAAAUUGAGAUUGAUAUUGAUGAUCUCAGUGAUGAUACCUUGUUCAGUUUGCGGAAGCUUUUGGAUGACUAUCUGCAGGAGAAACAAAAGAAACAUGCAAGAACUGAACCUUGUGAGAUAGAGCUCUUUAAUGAAUCAGGGCCGAGCAAUUCUUUCAUGCAGCCAUGCAAAGGGAAUGACCCGGGUGAUGGGGAUAUUGACUUUGGUGGAAAUGAGCCUCCUAUCACAAGCUACCCACCUGUGGAGAUUGAAAAGAAUGCAGCACAUAGAACCAGCAAAUGUAUCAGCUCAGGCAGAUCCAGUGAUUUGGAGUCCGGCAGUCCUUCUGAAAGUGAAUCUGAUGGUGAUAAAGCUUCGAUUCCAGCCGAUGUACCAAAGGUACCAGAAGCCGUAAAUUCUGGAGCUCAAUUAGACGAAAAAACUAAUGCUGUUGAUCCUCUUGAAGGAAAUCAAUCUGUCAGUGGAUUGGAUCAAGUUGAGCAGACAGUCCUGCAAAAGCCAAGUUCUGUUGAUCAAGAUUGCCGUCAAGAUGGGGACAGUGCUCCAACUGAGAGGCAGGUCUCCCCUGAGAAGCUCUACCGGGCUGCUCUUUUGAAGAACAGAUUUGCUGAUACGAUCUUAAAAGCUCGAGAAAAGACACUGACACAGGGUGAGAAGUGGGAUCCUGAGAAAUUGCGACGUGAAAGGGAGGAGCUGGAAUUGGAGCGGUGGAAAGAAAAGGCACGGUUACAAAGGGAAGCCAAGGCAGCUGAAGAAGCUCGAAGGCGAGCAGAAGCAGAAGAUGCUGCAGAGUCCAGACGGAAGAGGGAGCUUGAGAGGGAAGCAGCACGACAGGCAUUGCUGCAGAUGGAAAAGACUGUUGAAAUCAACGAUAAUUCGCUGUUUCUUGAAGACUUGGAAAUGCUUCGGAGUGGCCCUGCUGAGCAAUUACCGAGCUCUGUAGACGAGACAAGCCCAGAUCACUCUCAGGAUGGCUUGGGUAGUUUCAAGUUUGGGGGUUCAAACCCCUUGGAACAACUUGGCUUGUUCAUGAAAGUGGAUGAAGAGGAGGAAGUUGAGCCACCAAGUAAUCCGGUAAAUGAUGUUGAGGAGGGAGAAAUUGACUAAGUGAUAUUAUAACCUUUCGUCUUCGUUAAUGAAUUGGGAGAAGAAUAGAAAUCAAGUUCGUUUGUGGUA
Messenger RNA from Juglans microcarpa x Juglans regia, 2762 nucleotides. Its product is annotated as transcription factor GTE8-like. The transcript is spliced from 11 exons. Gene Ontology annotation, molecular function: protein binding. Bases 456 to 2693 code for a protein of 745 amino acids. NCBI's taxonomy places the organism in Eukaryota, Viridiplantae, Streptophyta, Magnoliopsida, Fagales, Juglandaceae. The record is from RefSeq and is a predicted model, not a curated record.